AUGUAUUCACAACCAAGAGGAAAUGCAGAGGAGUUAAAAGUCAGUACACCAAAGAUACGAAGGUGCCUUUCAAGAGAUGAUGUAGAGAAUGACAAAAAUACAGUGGAAAUUGUACUGAACUUCCCAGGUAUCAGUUUGCUAAUUUCCCUGAGAUCCCAAAAGUAUGACAAAAAUGAAUUAAAAGACAUAAAUGUUCAAGUGAUUACAGGAAGCAUAAAUAUGAAGUAAUAGAAACCAUUAACAGCUAAUAUUACAGACUAUGGUAACACAAGUGAUAGUGGGAAGCUGGAAUGGAACCCUAGAAGCAAUAAAAAAAAAAAAAUAAGACACCAAGAUGAAAGGAUGCCAGAUCCCUAUCAUACUGCCAUGCAGGCUACCAUUUCUGAACCCUUUGAUAUGGAAAAUAUGAAUAAAUUAAAAACCAAUGAAGGCACACUGACAAUAAAUUAUAGUCACACUGCACUAAAGCAAAAGAAACUACUAGAUGAAAAGAAAAUACAGAAGUAUAUCGAUAAGAGCUCCAUACUUAGAAAACCACAAGAGUGGGACAGUGAGGAAGAAGAAAAAAGUAGACAAACAGUUCAACCACUGGCAGAAGAUCUCAGAGGCAGCAUAUGUCUGAAGCAAAAGUACAAAUGUGCCCAAUUAGAAAUGUGACAGAUCUGUUCGAGAACCAGAAAAACUCAAAGGAAAGAGAAAGAAGUACAGUCACAGACUAAUUCUACACAGACAGUACGGGUGACUAGCCCAUGUCCCUUGACAUAUCCACUACAAGUUGAAGUAAAGCAAAGGACAGACAAGCCUACAGACAGAAAGGAGGCUGUAGGUUCCUAGCACCGACCUUUAAGGCCAGAGAACUCAUUGGCUAGUGAGUAUUUAAUUGAAACAACAGAAUGUAGGGUCCCAUUUUGUGGAAAUCCUACAAAAACACUCUAUGGUAAUAUUACAGAAGACAAAGAAGACUUGACAAAGGACUUAUGUGCAGUUGCCACAAGACUUCAAAGUCAGAAAAAGAAAUCAUUAAGACCAAAAAAUGUACUCAGUGUCAAGCAUAAAAUUAUUAAAGUGAAAAAAAAAAACCCUGCAUUUUCCCUGAGGCUUUCUGUCACUGCACAUAACACUCUGAAUAGGAGAAAAGUGGGAGACAGCUUUGAAAUCAACAUUAAACAAAUGCUGCAUGAUGUAAUAUGGGCACCUGGGCUUCUGAAUGUUCAGCCUCAGAGGUCUAGCAUUCGAAAUAAUAAAACAGGUAUCAAGAUAACACCCCCCAAAACCCACAUUGAAAGGAAAGAAAAGAUCUUUGAUUCCCUUGAUAAAGAAAGGAAAGCUGUAGAUGCUCCAGAAGUUCAGUUGUGCUGUGAUGUGAAAGUGCUGCCAGAGACAGUGGCUCCCGUUCAGAGGAGCUUCCGAUUUGACGCACGCCCAGUCAAAUCUGAGACUAAGAUGGAGAAAGAAAUGUUUCAAGCAGUAUCUCUCACUGAGGCAGUUAGGGAGUCAGUUGACUCACUGAGAAUGGAUUCAUUUUGUGUUGCAAAUACAAAACCAGCACAUCUACACAGACAGAGCGCCAAUAUUAUGCAGAAUUAGAGUUGGGUCCUCCAGCAUCAGGAAAAUAACUGAUGGGAGACUCUCUGAGCCAAUCAAAAGAAAAUAAUGUUCCAAAUAAUGAGAAUAAUACAAGGGAAAUCAGUUGUGGUUUUACUCAAAAAGCUUUCUCAUGUUCUUUAAAUUACUGCAUGCCUGUUUUGACUCAUUCUCAAAAGGAGAAAGACUGAGCAAGAUUCACAAAUAUGAGUACAGUGAGCCUCAAGUAUAUGAAUAAGGUGAAACCACCGGCUUCAAAAACAUUCAAUAUCAUAGGCAAUAAAAAGUCAAAAUUGGACCUCAAGACCAAAUUAGAAAGGAUAAAUGAAGCUAAAGCAUUUUA
Cricetulus griseus (Chinese hamster) is the source of this 1927-nucleotide messenger RNA. NCBI's taxonomy places the organism in Eukaryota, Metazoa, Chordata, Mammalia, Rodentia, Cricetidae. The record is from RefSeq and is a predicted model, not a curated record.